Pseudomassariella vexata is the source of this 639-nucleotide messenger RNA. RefSeq lists its product as uncharacterized. Bases 1 to 639 code for a protein of 212 amino acids. Lineage: Eukaryota; Fungi; Ascomycota; Sordariomycetes; Amphisphaeriales; Pseudomassariaceae. Gene Ontology annotation, cellular component: mitochondrion. The record is from RefSeq and is a predicted model, not a curated record. The transcript has 2 exons. Gene Ontology annotation, molecular function: nucleic acid binding.
AUGCGACGUGGAACGUUGCCGGACGCAUCCUUGAGAUACCCAGACUCCUCAAGCCUUGAGCACCAUGAUAUGGCAACUUACUUGGCUUAUACCGCGCGCACUGGCUUGGAUACCGGCUCGACAACUUACGUUGGAACGCAUUUCGAAUACACCGUAGGUAUGGCACUCGAAAAAUUAGGAUUCACUCUGAGGCGCAUAGGGGGCACGUCUGACCAUGGCAUUGAUCUGCUCGGCACGUGGACAGUGCCCUCUGCCGCUCAUCCCCUACGCGUCAUGGUACAAUGCAAAGUCUCCGCGCAGAAAACCUCCAUCGGUCCUCACCAAGUACGCGAGCUGGAAGGCGCAUUCGUCGGAGCACCUCCUGGCUGGCGCGGCUCCGGUGUAAUCGGCUUUCUGGUCACGCAGAAAACUGCCACGAAGGGUAUUCGGGACUCUCUGGGUCGCAGCCGAUGGCCUAUGGGUUUUAUAUCCUGUUCCCCCGACGGCAAGCUGCAACAGAUGCUAUGGAAUCGCAGAGCUGAAGACGAAGGCCUCGCUGGUUUGGGAGUAGGCAUUCGUCUCCCUGAAGAGGUUGGCAACGAACGAGAGUUGGCUUUGGUAUGGCAAGGCAGGCCGAUAUCUACAAGUCCUUCGUCUUAA